Messenger RNA from Vombatus ursinus (common wombat), 1518 nucleotides. It is a transcript of the gene PAX7, whose product is annotated as paired box 7. The coding region runs from base 1 to 1518 and encodes 505 amino acids. Gene Ontology annotation, biological process: anatomical structure development; regulation of transcription by RNA polymerase II. Lineage: Eukaryota; Metazoa; Chordata; Mammalia; Diprotodontia; Vombatidae. Gene Ontology annotation, molecular function: DNA-binding transcription factor activity, RNA polymerase II-specific; RNA polymerase II cis-regulatory region sequence-specific DNA binding. The transcript is spliced from 9 exons. The record is from RefSeq and is a predicted model, not a curated record.
AUGGCGGCUCUCCCCGGCACAGUACCGAGAAUGAUGAGACCCGCUCCAGGACAGAACUACCCUCGGACCGGAUUUCCCUUGGAAGUGUCCACCCCACUUGGCCAAGGUCGUGUGAAUCAGCUUGGCGGGGUCUUCAUCAACGGCAGGCCCCUACCCAACCACAUCCGCCACAAGAUCGUGGAGAUGGCCCACCACGGUAUCCGGCCCUGCGUCAUCUCUCGCCAGCUCCGUGUCUCCCACGGCUGUGUCUCCAAAAUCCUAUGCCGCUACCAGGAGACUGGCUCCAUCCGGCCUGGGGCCAUCGGUGGCAGUAAGCCCAGGCAGGUAGCCACUCCAGACGUGGAGAAGAAAAUAGAGGAAUACAAAAGAGAAAACCCUGGGAUGUUUAGCUGGGAAAUCCGCGAUCGGCUGCUCAAGGAUGGACACUGUGACCGGAGCACGGUUCCCUCAGGUUUAGUGAGUUCGAUUAGCCGUGUGCUCAGAAUCAAAUUCGGGAAGAAAGAGGAAGAAGAUGAGUGUGACAAGAAGGAGGAGGACGGCGAGAAGAAGGCUAAACACAGCAUCGACGGUAUCCUGGGCGACAAAGGGAACCGGCUGGACGAAGGUUCUGAUGUGGAGUCGGAGCCUGACCUCCCGCUGAAGCGGAAACAGCGCCGUAGCCGGACCACCUUCACGGCCGAGCAGCUGGAGGAGCUGGAGAAGGCUUUUGAGAGAACCCACUACCCUGACAUCUACACCCGGGAGGAGCUGGCCCAAAGGACCAAGCUGACCGAGGCCCGGGUCCAGGUGUGGUUCAGUAACCGCAGGGCACGGUGGCGUAAGCAGGCAGGCGCCAAUCAGCUUGCAGCAUUCAACCACCUUCUCCCAGGAGGCUUCCCACCUACAGGCAUGCCCACGAUCCCCCCGUAUCAACUGCCGGACUCCACCUACCCCAGUACCACCAUUUCCCAAGAUGGGGGAAGCACAGUGCACCGGCCCCAGCCCCUCCCGCCGUCCACCAUGCACCAAGGGGGCCUGGCUGCAGCUGCCGCAGCCGCUGACACCAGCUCUGCCUAUGGGGCCCGCCACAGCUUCUCCAGCUACUCAGACAGCUUCAUGAACCCGGCAGCCCCCACCAACCACAUGAAUGCCGUCAGCAGCGGGCUAUCUCCCCAGGUGAUGAGCAUCCUGAGCAACCCAAGUGGGGUACCCCCCCAGCCACAGGCCGACUUCUCCAUCUCCCCACUGCAUGGGGGUCUGGAUACCGCCAACUCCAUCUCAGCCAGCUGCAGCCAGCGCAGUGAUUCUAUCAAGUCGGUGGACAGCCUCCCCACUUCGCAGUCCUACUGCCCCCCCACCUACAGCACCACUGGCUACAGUGUGGACCCUGUGGCUGGCUACCAGUAUGGCCAGUAUGGACAGACUGCUGUCGACUAUCUGGCAAAGAACGUGAGCCUGUCCACACAACGUCGGAUGAAAUUGGGCGAGCACUCAGCUGUGCUGGGGCUCCUGCCUGUGGAAACGGGUCAAGCAUACUAA